CAUUGUAGCAAUAAGUUAAAGAUACAAGUUAAAACAAAAGAAAAAGAAUUCUAUUUCUGCUUGUUACAGAUUACAUUAUAUUAAAAUAUUCCAUACAUUAAAGAUAUAUAACAAAAAUGUGUGGAAUUUGGGGUCUGUUUGGAUUAAAAGUACCAUCUUUAACUUGUAUUUGUGAAAACUUUGAGAAGAUAAAACAUCGUGGUCCAGAAGCAACCAAAAUUGAAUUUGACCAUAUGGUUAAAAAUGGUUACCUUGGAUUUCAUAGACUAAUGAUUGUUGAUAAUAUCUAUGGAAUGCAACCAAUGAAAAAUUUUAAGUAUCCACAUUUAACUUUAUUGUGUAAUGGUGAAAUUUAUAACAACAAAGAGCUUGGUAUACAACAUGAAUUUUCAUAUGCUACAAACUGUGAUGUAGAGGUAAUAAUACAUUUAUAUGCAGUUCUUGGUGCUAAAAACGUGACUAGAAUGCUUGAUGGUGUUUUUGCAUUUUAUUUACUGGACACUAAAAACAAAAGAAUUCUUAUUGGUAGAGAUCCCUAUGGUGUUAGACCUCUUUUCCGAUUGUACUCUGAUGAUGGACAACUUGCAAUUUGUUCAGAGAGCAAGGGGCUCAUAGGAAUAACCAAACAAAUAACUUCAAGAUGCAUAUUGGAACCAUUUCCACCAGGAAGUUAUGAGGAAUAUGAAAUUUUAAAUGAUGGUAGAACAAAAUUAUUAAGAAGAGUAAACUAUUAUCAACCUGGAGACAAACCAAGCUUUCAAGCCUUCAUUCCUUAUGACAGAUUGAGUAGCACAGAUAUACAUCAAAAUAUAAGAGAAUUACUUACUGGUGCUGUGAAAAAAAGAUUAAUGUCUGACAGAGAAAUUGGUUGUUUAUUAUCAGGUGGUCUUGAUUCAAGUUUAAUUGCUGCUUUACUUGUAAAAUGUGGAAGAGAUAUAAACUUACCAUAUAGAAUAAAAAGUUUUUCAGUUGGUAUGAGAGAUAGUCCAGAUAUAAUUGCAGCUAGACAGGUUGCAAAAUACAUAGGAACAGAACAUCAUGAAAUAAUCUUUUCUGAAAAUGAUGUUGUUGAUAUUUUGGACAAACUCAUUUAUCACCUAGAAACAUGUGAUAUUACUACAAUUCGUGCUUCUAUUGGUAUGUAUCUUGUUUCAAGAUAUAUUAAAUAUCACACAAAAACAACAGUAAUAUUUAGUGGAGAAGGUGCAGAUGAAUUGGCACAAGGAUAUAUUUAUUUUAGAGAUGCACCAAACGCAACAGAAGCUCAUAAUGAAUCUGUUCGAUUAUUAAAGAACAUAUAUCUGUAUGAUGCCUUAAGAGCAGACAGAACAACCAGUGCAUUUAGUUUAGAACUACGAGUUCCAUUCUUAGAUAUUCAAUUUACAAAUUAUUAUCUAUCAUUAGAUGCUGCUUCUAGACAACCACAAGGCGGAAUUGAAAAACAUUUAUUACGAUCGGCAUUCGAGGAUACGAAUCUCUUACCAUCAAAUAUAUUAUGGAGACAUAAAGAAGCUUUUAGUGAUGGUGUAACAUCAAUUAAGAAAUCACUUUUCCAUAUCAUACACGAUAUUGUAGAUGGAAGUAUAUUGGAGGAAGAAUUAGAAAAAGCUUAUUUGAAAUUUCCUCAUUGUACUCCGAAAACCAAAGAAGCUCUUUAUUACAGAAAAAUUUUUGAGAAAUAUUAUGAAGGUCAAGCUGAAAAUUUUGUGCCAUACUUUUGGAUGCCACAAUGGACAAAAGGAGUUUGUGACCCAUCCGCGCGAUUUAUUGCACAUUAUACAGCAGAUGUAGAAAACUAA
Eufriesea mexicana is the source of this 1799-nucleotide messenger RNA. RefSeq names its product asparagine synthetase (gene AsnS). The record is from RefSeq and is a predicted model, not a curated record. The coding region runs from base 117 to 1799 and encodes 560 amino acids. Gene Ontology annotation, molecular function: asparagine synthase (glutamine-hydrolyzing) activity. Gene Ontology annotation, cellular component: cytosol. The transcript is spliced from 10 exons. NCBI's taxonomy places the organism in Eukaryota, Metazoa, Arthropoda, Insecta, Hymenoptera, Apidae.